This is a messenger RNA of Amorphotheca resinae ATCC 22711, 1894 nucleotides long. RefSeq lists its product as hypothetical. Gene Ontology annotation, molecular function: oxidoreductase activity. Gene Ontology annotation, biological process: carnitine biosynthetic process. Gene Ontology annotation, cellular component: mitochondrion. The transcript has a single exon. Bases 186 to 1835 code for a protein of 549 amino acids. The record is from RefSeq and is a predicted model, not a curated record. Lineage: Eukaryota; Fungi; Ascomycota; Leotiomycetes; Helotiales; Amorphothecaceae.
CGACGACCAAGACGACGUCGAUUCUUCAAUUCCCCUGAAAGAGAUAUCAUCUUUCGCUAUACCAGCGCGGAAACCAACUCGGAGUUUCUUGACCUAUUAUGCUGGUCAUGUUCCAUCCUUGAAACCUCCACACAACGCAGACCACGUGACAUAUCUCUUGCGGGGGAAUGGCAGCCACAAGAACCAUGAGAAGCCUUGGAGUGCUUCGUCGAGUCAGUGUCCAACUAAAGGGGAGGAAUGUUUUUUACCAACGCCGUGGGGUCUCCUCAGUCUCAGACACCGACGAAUCCAUUGUGCGUGAGAUUCCUAAUAAAGCGCCGUUGGGGGAUUUGAGACCUUACUUCAAACAUGUACACCCUCAAGAGCAUUCAGACCCCCUGGAGGACAGCGAUGCCGAGAUCGACUUCCUCCAUCCGGAUUAUCUUCAAUAUCUUGCCGGUGGGUUGAAGCCGCAAGACGGUCAGGUCCAAGGGGUAGAAACGACUUCAGGCAAUGCCCAGGAGAAGAAGAAAGAGAACGUCGUACGCCAGGUUGGUGUCGAAGUUCCGCGAAUAGUCACGAGUAAGAUUCGUAGACCUGGGGUAACCUCGCACUUUGUCCAGAUUCGGGAUCUGGCACCUUUCCAUGCUGUCUUUCUCCGGGAUUCAUGUCCUUGCGAUCAAUGCAUUGAUCCAUCAUCGAAACAGAAGAACUUUCAAACUACGGAUAUCCCACCACAUAUCAGGGCUCGAUUUGUGAAAAACCACAAGGACGGCAGUACGACUGUUGGUUGGGAUAACGACGUUCCCGGCUUUGGACCCAGUCACUUCUCACACUUUCCAAAGGAGUUCUUCGAGACGAACUCCUCUCACAAUAGUAUCCUCGAAGACCGUUUUGAGUCAGAGAAGCCCAUACUGUGGAAUAAGUCUAUCAUUACCUCGAGGCUAGUGUACGGCCAUUAUGACGCCUACAUGAACAACGAUGCAGCUUUAUACCAAUUACUCCGAAAGCUGUAUCUAUACGGAAUCGUCCUCAUUCGCAAUGUACCCGAAUCAGAUAAAUCCGUGGAACGCAUUGCGGAGCGAAUAGGCAGACUUCGAGAUACUUUCUAUGGGAGAACAUGGGAUGUGAAGUCCGUUCCAGAAGCCAAGAAUGUGGCAUACACCGAGAAAUACCUAGGACUGCACAUGGACCUCUUGUACAUGGCCAAUCCUCCUGGCUUCCAAUUCCUCCACUGCCUCAAGAACACGGCCGAGGGUGGCGCAUCUAUCUUUUCUGACUCGUUUUAUGCGGCUAGCAGGCUUGAGCCGAGCGAAUUCAACUGGUUAAGCCACUAUCACGUCCCGUACCAUUAUCGAAACGCAGGCGAGCAUUAUCAUUACCGCCAUCCUGUUAUUGAAAUGAAAAGAGAUCCCAACCAGCGCGGGAGGAUUGCAAACGUCAACUACUCUCCCCCUUUCCAGGGACCUCUUGUAUUUCCGGGUGAGGAGCAAAAGAGAAAAUUCAAUCACUUCAUGUCACCAUUCAGGAGUUUUGCAGCUCAGGUCGAGAACGAGGACAACUUAUACGAAUAUCGAUUACAGGAGGGCGAGUGUGUGAUCUUCAACAACCGGAGGGUAUUGCAUGGGAGGCGACAAUUCGAUACUUCGGCCGGCGAAAGAUGGCUGAGGGGCUGUUACGUCGACACAGAUGUUUUCAUGAGUCGAUACCGCGUUCUGGCGCAAAAACGGGCCGAUCACGAUCUCCUUCCUGUGAAGAUUCCCAAGGCGAAAUCACCUAUGUUCCGGAGAACCCCAGGUUCUCAAGAAGCGGGCGAAUCUGAACAAGCGCCCAAUUCUGAACAAGCCUCGGUAUAGUAGUAGUAGAUAGCAACACCGUCGCCUCAGAUACCCUCAAUCCCAAUAUCAUCUCAGAA